This is a messenger RNA of Pelagomonas calceolata, 1405 nucleotides long. The record is from the annotation of a GenBank genome assembly. Lineage: Eukaryota; Pelagophyceae; Pelagomonadales; Pelagomonadaceae.
GCCAGCCAUGAGCGCGUGCUCGCGUUGAUAUCGGGCUGAAAUUUGCAGAUCACACCGCAAACAGCAUCGCAACCUUGACUUAUACAUCGCCUCGCCACGUUGCCAACGUAUCCGCGAACAACGAGUCAAAAUAGCUGCAAACACAAGUGUAGUAGGGCAAGCAUCAUCGACUGUGGCGGCGCAUUACUGCCUUAGGGACUCGUAACUAUGCUGAGAGGACUCCAGCUCGCCGCAUGCUGCACGGCACUACUGCAACAACCAUCGAUACGACAACCUACAGCGCAAAAGGUAGCGACGGUGGACCUCACGGACCUCCUCAGCACCUGCGUCGACGCCUGCGAGCGCGGCUGCGCCGAGAUCCGAAGGGUCGCGGCCCAGCUCGACCGUAAUAAUGAAGGCGGCGUCCGACAAGUCGACUACAAGAUCGCGGGCGACCCGCGGUCCGCGCUGACGGCGGCGGACCUCGCGGCGCAGCUUGCGGUGGUGGAGCCCCUCGCGACGGCGUGGCCCGGGCUGCGGAUUGUGGGAGAGGAGGACCUCGCCUGCGACGUGGGUGCGGCCGCCGACGGCGCGGUCUGCGCCUCGCCCCUCAUCGAGGUCCAGCCAGUACCAGUCCUGCGGCGCGAUCGCUGCGACGGUUUGAGGAAAUACGCCUCGAUAGCGCAGGAGGAACGGCGCGACAUCGUCGAGGCGUCUCUGGAGAGAGUGACGGUUUUUGUGGAUCCACUCGACGGGACGCGCGAGUUCGUCGAGGGGCGCCUGGAGAACGUCCAGUGUUUAGUGGGGGUGGCCGUCGACGGGCGCGCCGUCGCCGGUGCGGUGGGUCUGCCGUUCGGCGGCGAGGCCGGGGCUAGUGUGGUGGUCUACGGCCUCGUAGGCGCCGGCGUCGCGACGACCGGUCCGCGAUCCGUGGCCACGCGAACGAGUGCCAUGCGGCCGCUUGUCGCGGCCGGCGACACGGACGACGCGACGCUGCGUUCGGCGUACGCCGCGGCCCGCGGUACAACUGGAGAGAACGUGUUGGUGGGCGGCACGGGCACCAAAAUCCUCGCGGUCGUCGACGGCUUUGCCGACGUGGCCGUCAUGAACUUCAAGAGUUCGUCCUGGGACACGUGCGCGCCCGAGGCGGUCCUGCGCGCGGCCGGCGGGCGCCUGACGGACAUCUUCGGUGAAAACAUAGCGCACGUGCCGGAGCCGGCGGACCCGGCGGGCGUGGGCUACCUGAACGCGCUCGGCGCCGUCGCGACGGGGCCCGGCUUCGCGUCCGCCCACGACGCCGUCCGCGCGGCCAUGGUCCGGGACGCGGGCGCUACGAAAAAACUCGAGCCCUGGGGCGCGGACGUCGAGGCGGCGCUCGCGGCGCGGCGGGCGGCCCUCUUUCCUAGAUGAUAACAACUUACGCGUA